This is a messenger RNA of Dreissena polymorpha, 2285 nucleotides long. RefSeq lists its product as uncharacterized. Bases 425 to 1438 code for a protein of 337 amino acids. Lineage: Eukaryota; Metazoa; Mollusca; Bivalvia; Myida; Dreissenidae. The record is from RefSeq and is a predicted model, not a curated record. The transcript has 13 exons.
AAUUAAACACGGGUCUUCGAUAUCGGCAAUAUUUAUUUACGUUAAGGCUAAAACCAACUUACCGUUCUGUGUAAACGGUUUUUGAUUGUCAAAGAAAGUUAAAACCAAUCGAGAGUGAUUGAUCUGAACUCAGAAGAAACAUUGGAUAUCUUAACAACAAGGGAAGUAGAUACUACUGCAAACAACAUCUCCAACAAUAUUUCAACUUACAUUUGGAUGUACAUGAAUUGGAAUAGUUUUCACUUUCAGUACAAAGCGAACACUGAACAAUCAAGCGCCGAGGACAGCACAAGCACACGCGGCCGAGCGUGGACCGGGAAAGAAAGGAACUCAGUCUCUUAGGGAACAGUCUCGCUCUCCAGACGACAAAUUAGAAGAAUCGACCGAUCGAGACGCAGAAGAAUCGACCGAUCGAGACGCAGACAUGUCUAAUGAUCGCCAAAAAGAGGAGCAGCUGUACUACCAGCAGCAACAACAGCAAUCUCCUAGACAGCAGUAUGCGCCAAGGACGUAUCGGUCGGGUCGGCCCGAUAUGGGCUUCGAACCCUUAUCGGAUAUCCACGUGCCGUAUCCACAGGAGCCCAUUAGGCGUCGCCGCAACGAAUACGAACAGCCUCCGGAUAUUGGGUACGAUCCAUACGCUGCCGAACAGCAAAACUCUAAGCGACGUGACGCAUCAUCAAAAGGGGGCGAACCUCAUCCCGGUUGGAUCCUGCUUCUCCGCUUCCAUCGAGACGGUAUCGCGCAGGUGAAGCGGGCUCUCCUCAUGUGUCAGAAGCAUAUCGAACAGGACAUGGGCAGAAUCAUGGGCAUAGCUCUCUCUUAUGGUGUUCGCAUACGAGAGGGAGGCGACGCCUGGGUGACGUUCGGGCGCAUGCGUCAUUUCGGGGGCGGAAACUGGGACGUCCAGCAGUCCCCCACCCAGGACGAGACCAACUACUGCGUCCUUGCAAUAUACUAUCCGUCCUUGACCAGAGCAAUACAAUGGUUCGACAGAGACUCGAUGUUCAAACAGAAGGAUUUCCCAACGCCUUACACGACUGACUGCAUCGCUCUGCCUCUCAACUCCAGUGUGGACACAAAGUUUAGCAAGACGCUUGUGCUGACGGAGUAUCCACGCAUAAGCCAUCCCGAGUACUUCAGGGACAAGUUCUCCAUCCCGACGGAAGACAUGAUGCGGACCAGGUUCCGGUCCACGCCGUAUGUCGUCAAAGCGACCUCUAUCCCGAUUGACGACCCACGGCAACGCGUUGCUAGGCACCUAAGGGGUUGCUGGAUCAAACGCAACAGCAUCAUCACCGUCAGCAUGUUCGACUCUAUGAGCGAGGCACACCGAUACUUCACAGACCCUGAAUACUACAAAUGCAAGGAAUGUCAGGACCGUGUGUCCGCCCCGACCACCGUCAUCAUGGAUCUCGAGGAUUGGCGGAACCUGUAGUAAACACCACGUGACACGCGCGUUGCACGAUUUCAAAGGGACGUAACUCGUGUAUGCGCAGGGGCGAGCACUACAUAGCAGAUUAACUGUGAUAUAUUUUAUUAAAUUACAUAUUUUCUCUUUAUCAUUUGUGAUAUGUUGACACUUUUUCUUAGACUCGUGUGUGUAUGCGACUGAAUUGUUUAUUUCAGAAAGUAGAUUUGGGAACUCAUUAAUUUUAAAGGAUAGUUGAAUAAUUAUCAUUUAUUUAUAAUUUUAUAGUAUUAAACGCAAUUAUGUAUAAAGUACUAUUUUUCAUAUUUAAAUUGAAGAGAAAUAAUUUAAUAUGGACGACAAAAUGUAUACAUAAACAUCUGUACACAUUUUUUCCACACUGUCAAUACAUAUAAACAAAAAAUUGUUUUCUUCGGAUUAAUAUGAUGAUGCAUUGAUUUUUUAAAGCGACGUGUGUCUAAACGUAUGGUGGCUUUGGGGACUAGAUUGUAAUGCGUGUCAUGUCAAUUGACCUACGUCAUGCGAAAAUAGGUCUUAUUCCAUAUGCGACCAAUGUAACUCCAGACCAGCCAGCGCAUUCAUACAGUCUGAUCAGGAGCUACCCUGUCCUCUAUUGAGACCACUAAACCUUAUGUAUCUUCAUAUGGGUCUGAGUAACUACCGAUCAGAUUGGACAGUGCAUAAUCGCAGUCUAGUCUGGAGUUACGCUCGGCGCUUAUGGCAUAAGGUCCAUUUUCGCAUGACUGGGCUCAAUGUGCAAGUGCCGUGAUGCAUAUAUACUCGUCUUGCAAUUUGUAAAUGUCACUUUAUAUUUGUGUAAAUAGAUGUAGAAGAAUAAAGGGAUUACACAGAG